Venturia canescens is the source of this 9655-nucleotide messenger RNA. RefSeq names its product sickie (gene sick). Gene Ontology annotation, biological process: neurogenesis; nervous system development. Gene Ontology annotation, molecular function: protein binding; ATP hydrolysis activity. Lineage: Eukaryota; Metazoa; Arthropoda; Insecta; Hymenoptera; Ichneumonidae. The record is from RefSeq and is a predicted model, not a curated record. The transcript has 23 exons. The coding region runs from base 391 to 7323 and encodes 2310 amino acids.
CGGCCCGAGGGUGGUAAGCCGGUCGGUGUGACGAUUAGCAACGUUCGCAAAAAUUUCUCCCUCUGUACGUGACAUAUGUUCGCCACGUGCUUCUUUUUAUGUGAUUUUACAAUCGAUUAAUUGGUGCAACGUGCGUCGCGAUCAACGUUCACCUUUCUAUUUAUUUUAGUCUUUCUUUGAAUCAAACAAUCGAAACAUAUCAAAAAGUGUUUGUGAAUUGUGCGUGCUUCUAUAAACAUAUCAGCGAUGAUUGUGUACCUCGUCGUCGCAUCGUAGAUUUCGAAUCAACUUUUGUUUUUCUUGACGCAUCGUCGACGUAAUGCGAGCCUGCUGACAUUCGCCGGGGCUCGAUCAGGAUUCUAGAAGCCGGCGCGCAGUUAUGUUACAACGAUGAGCCUGCAGGCUCAGCGACAGACGAGGUACUCGCCUCAGGAGACCGUCAAAAUUUACACGGACUGGGCGAAUCAUUACCUCGAACGCGGUGGUUGUAAAAGGAGGGUUACCGACCUCCAGGCGGACCUUUGCGACGGUGUCCUGCUUGCGGACCUCGUCGAAGCCGUCACCAAUCAGAAGGUGAUCGACGUCAACCGAAAGCCCAAAAGUGCUCAACAAAUGGUCGAAAACGUGAGUCUCUGUGUCGGAGCCCUGCGGGCACUCGGUGCUGACGUCGGGGCUGUUAAUCCCGGUGAGUUGUCAACAGGAUCUACCCUUCGACCUGUACUUGCGCUGCUCUUCGCCCUCUCACGGCACAAGCAACGAGCUAAACAGCUUCAAGACAUGCCGAGACUCCCAUCACCGUACAACAAGCAAACGGCUGCUGGUGGCCCAGGGGUUGGUCCAGGGGGUACGAGCAUCCCACUGCCAGCGACCGUAGCAGCGACAAGAAGAUGCCCUCCGGACAAGGUCAGGCCAGCUCCGGCCCCUGCUCAUCAAACCCAGCUCGGACUGAAACACGGAAACGGCGGUAUUGGCAGUGCAAGCAGCUCGAGGAGUACCAGCCCGAGUCAACAGCACCCACCCCAGGCGCUCUCCUUCAUUCCACAACCCAGAAGUCAAUGCUCUACAAAUCGACAACCAGCCACUACACCCAGUCCUCGAGCAUCGACGGUUGGACGUCCGGGUGGUUUAAGGGCGCCGCAGCCAUCGCCUUACUCGGGGCCUCCAGCGCCGGUACAGCAGACGAACAAAAACUCUGUUCUCGACAAAUUCAAGUUAUUUAACAACAAGGAUAAAAAUUCGGAACGUGGAAAAGCGUCGUCAGCAGUAUCGAAGAGAACGUCGAGUUCGUCGGGUUUUUCAUCGGCCCGUUCAGAGCACUCGGACAGUUCGACAUCGUUGUGCGAUCAGACGAAGAAUCAAGUGGAGUCGCCAAAAACAAGAGCAUUGAAAUCGAAGCUGCAGGCAAAGCCGACGAAGCAGGCGAGUCCGAAGAGCGCGAGAAAAGAGCAAUCAAAGGCAGCGAGUAAAAUAGCGCGGACAAAAGGACCAGAAAAAUUGGUGAACACAGCACCGAGCAUCGAGGAUGGAAAAGUAUCGAGUAAAAUCACAAAUUCUCUUGCAAAAGUCGCAGCGAAUGAUAAAAAAGUCAACAGUCUCGACCUCUUGAAGCAAUCAGCUCAAUUACAAAAAUCCAAUUCUUCCUUGACGAUACAACAGAAGGUGACUCAACAACAGCCGCAACAGCAGCAUCAACCACAACAAAUAUCCCAAGAUACGAAAAUCGUUUCGAGUCCAAAAGCCGAGCAAAAGGGCAUUCAACGGCCAAAGAUGGAACUGCCGGCUAAAAUAACCGAUACGAGGUUACAACAGAAUGCAAAAGGACCACCGAACGGUUUGAACAAGGGUCUCGUGCCAGGUUCGAACGGACUGAUAAGGCAGCCAGGCCACGACAUAUCGAUGCAAGAAAAUCCGAUGUGCGUGGAGAACGAAACUGCCUCUUUGGACAAAACAGUAACAACUAUGAAUCAGACAAACAUGAAUUUAUCGGAGGAAAAGAUGGUGGAAAAUGUGCAAAAGGUCGUUGACCUCGACUCGAAGAAUGGUAAAACAGAAAAUUACGAAAUUCGUUUGAGAAUCAGCGAGAAUCACAUCGAGGAAGAAAAUCGUGAAAAUUUCGAAUCGAACGAGCACGAAUCCGCAAAUUCGUCGUGCCAGCGACAAGAACCUUUCGACGACAAUAAAAUACAGCCCGAACAAUCGAAGAGCGGAGAGAGCUUCGUCGCUCCCCAAACAACCAACUCAGCCAAUCCGCUUCCAGGACCCGGACCAAACGCACAAGGUCAAAACGUCACCGGUCCAGGAAUGAGCCCCGGCUCGAGCAUACCAAAACCCACCGCUCUUGUAAAAGGAACGACGAAACAACAAAAAGACAUAAAUAUUCCCAACAUCACUAACCCAACGAAACUCAAGGGCGAAUCCUUACAUCGUAAAUUAGAUCCCAACACCGUUGCCAUGGUCUCGCCAAUGCCAAGCAUUUCCGAUCUCAUGUCCGAAAGCUCUCACAGCAAUUCCAACUCCACCGGACAAAGCAACUCCAGCGACAGCAGCGUUAUUUAUCGGCCGAGCAGCGAAAGUGGAAGUGAAAUUAAAACUAUACCCAAUCGAAAAAUCGAUACGACCUUUGAACAUAUGGAAAAGGUUCUGACGGAUUCGCCAUGUGUGAUUGGUACGAACGCUGAGGAGGAGGCUGAAAUGACAGUGAAACCGAUGCAGCCGUUACUCCGAGGUUACACCCCGGGUGCGAGAUGCUUGCAGACUUUGCCGAGCCGUACGACGGGUCGUCAAUACACGGUGUUGCAUUCGUCCUCGCAUCAUCACGUCGGACAAGAUUACUCCGACAUUGACAUUGCUUCCGGCUACCUCAGCGACGGCGAAGUUCUACGUAGCGGCGUUAACGUCGGAAGUAGAACACUUUCGGACAUUUGCGAUGGUUAUUUAUCUGAGGGAGGUGCCUCACUUUAUUCGAGACGAAUGAAUCCCUCGUAUGGACACGAUCACGACAGGUACGCGGGUGGUGGCUCCAGACGAGAAUUAUCAGGUGUGAAGGAGCUCGUAAAUUCCGGCUCGAGAAGGGUACAGAAAAGGCCGUCUGCGAGCUCGAGGGAUGUCGGGGGUUGCGGCGCGGGACUUUUAGGUGGCUGCAGCGGCGGCAACGACGAACUGGCAGAGCUCACAAUCGAGGACCUGGCCUCUAUUCCAGCUAGCAAUCACUCAUCUGCUCACGGACAUCCCUCUCAUCACAAGAGGGUGCCGGGUGGGGGGAACGUGGCUGUGGGGGGUGGCGUCGGCAGUGGUUCGGCCACCCCCCAAGGGACACAACAGGUCUAUCGUGUGGUGACGUCACGACAUCCCGGCAGUGGUCACCACCAGCACGUGAAAAAAUCUGACAGUUCCCAACAAACGGAAAAUUCUGCUUUCAAACAUCAGCAGCAGCAGCAGCAGCAACAACAACACCAGCAGCAGCAACAACAGAGCUCAAAUUGUUCACCAAACAGCAAUUCUAACAGUCAACAAUGGAAAAAAUAUAUCGAAGCUGGGGCUGCGAGGGACAGAGACAGGGAAAAGGAGGGUGUACCUUCGAGUCCUAGUCCCUCAAGGCGAUCACAAGAAAAACACCGGAAGCAAGCCAUGGCUGAAUACGCGAACGGAGAAAAACCCCAAAAAGUAUCUUCAGGUACGUCAACGAGUAGCGGAAGCAGCAGUAAGGUCCGAGUCCCUUUGAGUUUCGGUUACGUCAAGAGGCACAGCGCAGGUACGAGUCCAAGUCCGAAUGGUGUGCAGAAUGGUGGAAAGGACCCAACCAGGACGGCACAAGUUAGUGCCGUGCCGCGAACGAAGGUCAAAGUUUCCGGAGGCACGCAGACUUGUACGACGGAGCUACAAGCGAAUUCGACGAAUUCGAAUCAGGGCCAUCACUACAAAAGUUACAGUUUGACGGGACCGAGCGCUAGUCAAUUGUCACAAUCGGUGAGGGAUCGUCUCAUGCUCGGCUCGCAGAGCCUCCCUAAGCCAGGAAGUCCCGAGUUCACAGCCCUCUUCGCAGCUGCUCAUCAUCGUGAUCGAGGAGGUGGCAGCAGUGGCGGUGGCUCGGGACAAUCAGCUUCCAGUUUUUCCCCGCGCGUGUUGAAACCCUCGGAUGGUAGCCUCAGCGACACCUGCAGCAAUUACGCUGCACCCGAUCUCCAAGGUUAUUAUGCACCGAACAGUCCGUAUUCCACUUCGUGGAUGAGGCACAGCAACACUUACACACCCAGCGGUCGAUCUCAAGGAAUGGGGCUGUGCGAAGCUGACAGCGUCGAAUCCCUCGGUUCGCAUCGAGCGAGCCUCACUCAUACGCGUUUGCUCAUGCAUCAAAGAGAUUCAUCAGGCUCACCUGCUCCGCCACGACUAAACCGAAGCAAUUCGAUCAGCUUUCUGCGGGACCGGACUUUCCCAAGAUCGACCAAAAGCGAAAAAAUGUACCCAUCGAUGCUCGCACGCGGAAGCGGAGCUUCCUCGUCAGUCGGCGAGGAAGGAGUCGGUAUGGGAAUCGGUGUCGGAGCUGAACCGUAUUACAGUGUCCCCGUGGGCUCGACCGGCGGGGCACCGCAGCAUUGGUCCCAACCAACCUCGCCAACCCCCACGCACUCUUCGAGACAACCGCCGAAUCUUUACCAGCACGUUCACAAGGACGACGAUAUCCACGGUUCUUCAGUAUCUUUGGUAUCGACAGCGAGCAGCCUUUACAGUUCAGCGGAAGAAAAGCAAGCUCACGAGUUGAGGAAACUGAGGCGUGAAUUAUUGGACGCGCAGGAAAAAGUGCAUUCGCUAACGAGCCGACUGUCCGUAAACGACCACGUGGUGCAGGCUUUCGAACAAUCACUUUCAAACAUGAACCAGAGACUCAAGCAACUUACAGCAACCGCUGAGAAAAAGGAUUCCGAAUUACAAGAACUGAGGGACACAAUCGAAAGGCUUAGAAAGCAAAGUGCCGAGGCCGGUUUGAAUGGUGCAACGUCAAACGGACGUCGUCACACGCUCGGUGAUUCGGAUUCGGGUACAACAGGCUGCGCGGGUUACAGUAAUAACCAAACCCCGACAAUGGCGCGUCAGUUGUCGGCGGACAGUGUGACGUCGUUGAAUUCGUUGAGCAGCGCUUGCUCGGCGAGCAGUCAUCGCAAGAAAAAAGGAUGGUUGGGCUCGUUUUCAAAAAAGUUUUCAAGAGCGAGAAAAAAUCGUCACGGCUCGGUUUCGGACGCGGAGGAUUGUAAAGACGGGAAUACGAUGGGCGAUCUGAGCGCUCCGAACAGCCCGAGACUACCCACCGCCGCAAAACACGAAAAUUCACACAAUCACAAUCACAACUCCAAAGCAAAUGGUCAGAAAUCACCUGAACACGAAAAUCCCAUGACUGGAAGUAAAAGCAGCUCGGCACUCUACAAAAAAGAAGACGAGGACGUCGAUGACCUCAAGGAACAACUCCGCCAAAAAGAUCUCGUCCUUACUGACAUUACACUCGAAGCGCUCAAAUCUUCUGGCGAACUUCACUCGCUGAAAGAAAAAAUUGCAGAAAUGAAGAACGAGAUGAAAAAUUUACGAGAGAAUAACGAGCGUCUGCAGCGUCUGGUAACGUCGAAAUCGUUGACCUCAUCUCAAUCAUCGAUGCCGACUGAUCCGGAGCGUCGUUACAGUAUGACGGAAGUGGCUUACAGCGUGACAGCAAUGUCGAACGGAGAUCAUCAUCCGAACAAUGGUGAUCAGAUGGAAGACAUAAAUGUAACUGAGCACGCUGUAGUAUCAACGUAUACGGGGACGCAGAGCGAAACAGUGAUAGAACAAGACACGGAUGGCAAGCGAAUAAGCGUAGCAGUUUAUCUUGGCAGUGAGAAAAGUUUCAACGUUAAUCUCGUGUCGUCCAACAACGAGGAAGGGGUUGGUGAGCCGCCGCACUGUAUAAUAGCGAGUGUUUGCAUAUCGAACAAAACUACGUGGGAUUCGUUGGACAACACGGUUCGACGUUGUUUCAAAGAUUACGUAUCGAGGGUCGAUCCAGUUACGAAUUUGGGGUUAGGCGUUGAUCACGUGGCCGCUUAUCAUCUCGGGGAAUCUUCGCGAUUCACCAACGACGCCCAACAUCCGGAAUUGCUUCCCUGCGGCUAUCUAAUCGGCCACGUCAAAACGAUUUAUCUCGUUUUGACCGGAUACUCCUGGCUGGCGAUCGACACUCUCAUACCCAAAUCCAUAGUUCAACGCUUACUCUCACUCCUCACCGAACAUCGCAGAUUAAUUCUCUGCGGUCCAAGUGGCACCGGCAAAAAUUAUCUCGCUGGAAAAUUGGCUCAUGCUCUCGUCGAUGCUGAUUCCGACGCUGAUGCCAAAGACGCCGCCGCUGUUGCUACCUUCAACGUCGAUCACAAAUCCAGCAAGGAAUUGAGACAAUAUCUCGCACACAUUGCUGAAAGAUGCGACUCUAACGCUGCUGAUGAACUGCCAAAAGUUAUCAUCCUCGAAAACCUCCAACAUGCUGCCUCCCUUGGCGAAUUAUUCAGCGGCUUAUUAGGCACCAGACACUCCAGUUGCCCCGCUAUUAUUGGCACCAUGAGCCAAGCUACCUGCAGCACUACGAACUUGCAGCUGCAUCACAAUUUCAGAUGGGUACUGUGCAGAAAAGACAUGGAACCGGUUAAAGGCUUUUUAGGACGUUAUCUCCGGCGCAAACUCCUUGAGCAACAACUUCGUGAUACCACUGGCACGAGAAACCCUGAGAUGGCCGCUGUUGUUGAAUGGUUGCCAAGAGUCUGGCUUCAUCUCAACAAGUUUCUCGAAACUCACAGCAGCUCCGACGUUACAAUAGGUCCUAGUCUCUUCUUAUCGUGCCCGAUGGAAGUGGCAGGUUCGCAGGUGUGGUUCACAGAUCUCUGGAAUUAUUCGAUAAGACCGUAUCUCGUUGAGGCAGUUAAGGAAGGUACUGGCGAGGUUGCAUGGGAGGAUCCGGCGCAGUUUAUAACAACGACUUAUCCGUGGAUCGCAACGCACGCCGUGCACGGUGGACGUGAUGCCCUUUUGCGUUUAAGGCCUGAAGACGUCGGCUACGACGUCGUAAGUUCCGGACACAAUUCCGGUGUCGGUGCUUCGAGCGUUAAGAGUUUGGGUAGUACACACAGCGACACGGAAGGCGAUCCGCUGUUGAACAUGCUGAUGAGGCUACAGGAAGCGGCCAAUUACUCGAGUCCGCACAGCAAUGACAGCGACUCGGUAACGUCUAUGGACUCGUCUCAUACGAGACACUCGGAGGAUCUGAGUACAUCGACUUCGUCGUCGAGGGGCGUCGAAUCUGCUCUCUAAGCAUUUUAACGAAUCGCAAUCGCGUUCAACUUUUAACAAAUGAAUGUUACGGUCCAUAAGAUAGAAGGCACUUCCAGGGAGAAGAUUCUACCUCAAUUUCCCCGGAGAAAAGUUUUUUUUAGUAUCUCAUUUUGACUUGACCUUGUUUUAAAUUUGGCUAUUUACUUUGAAGCUAUUUUCACAUUUUGUGAUUCGUGUCUGCUCUCCAAAAGUAUUUACUUCAUACUUUGCUGACGAAUUCGUAAAAAAUGCAACUUUUCCGAAGAAAUGAGGUAGAAAAAAAGUCUUACUGAAAUUUUCAAACGAAUAGCGAAUUUUCUUAGCAAUACAAUCGUGUACAAGGCAUUUUUCACGUAUUACGUAAUUUCGCAAUAAUGUAUAAAAAUGAACGAGUGGAAUGAUCAAUUGCCAAUCGAAACACGUUUAGUCCCCGAUAGUGAGAUCAAAGCCAGAUUCAGAAGAAAAAAUUAACAAAAAAAUCGAAAUUCUAUUUCCAACGUUACAUAUUUUCUACACUUACUCGCUCUCACUCUCUUGCGGUAAAAUACUUUCGGGCUAUUUACAAGUGAUGACCGCCUGUGCCGAUGGAUUUCCUUAAUGCAUAGAAUCUGUAACGACUGGUUGCACGGAUCCAAGUUAAACGUAGCAAUAGUACAAUGCUCGAAACCGCUAUUUUUGGCACGUCAAUUUAAAAAAGAAAAUCUCAACAUUACGCUCAUUCUAAAAAUAGUACAACGCGCGAAUACAUGAAGGAUUCGAGUCCGGUGACCGAGAGAGUCGUUAAAAAAUAGCAAACACGAAGAAACUAAACUGGCUUAAGAGUUCUCAUCGGGAAAACUUAAUCGACCUAGUGAAUCGUUGCCAACGAUUUGUUUUGGGCUACGCGAACAAGUACUGGGAGCUUUUUCCACGGCGAUAAAUCAGUGUUUCGUUUUAGAAUCUUAAGGUAUCAUCGAUGUAUACAAUACAAUGAAUAAUGUCAUGAAAAAAAACGAAAGAAUACGAAACCACCGACGAAAAUAUGCACGUUUUUUCGUCAAAAAACGAAAUAACUAUUAUAUUUUACGAGAAUUCUUAUCAUAAUCUUUUUACACCGAUUCUCAUCGCGCGUAUAAUUGUAUAAUUGAUGAAAAAAUAAGAAAAACCAAAAGAAAUACGAAACACUAAGAGAUGACGAUGAAAAUAAUCGUGCUCAUCGAGGGCGCAUCCUUAAUUAGUCUCAGACAGAGUCGAAUAUCGAUCAAUUCGAAUCUCCUCAAGGGAUAAAUACACAGACAGUAUUAUCAACGCGUUUUUUACCCGAGUCGAAGUUUUCGGCGUUAUUAACUGCAUAUUUCGCGAUUGACCGAUCCAACAAUUCGAUCGAUCGGCAAACACCUGAGUGAUAUAUCUUAAAACAUAAAUAACUUUCUUUUCGAUAAGUGUACAGUGAAAAAAAAAACUCGGAGCCCUUCGGUGAAGCGACUAAAAUUGAUCUACGAUAAGAAACCAAGCGUAACACACGGUAUGACAGAAUUUUUUUACCGUUUGAGAAUGUCUACUCGGAAAUGGUAUAUUUAUAUAGAAUUUGCUAUCAAAAGCCCUAUUUAAUAGAGAAAAAAAAAAGAUAAUAUAAAUAAAUCUAUAUAUAUAUAUAAAUAAUUAUACAUACUUAAACGAUAAUGGCGCUAAAUUUUAUAUAAAUGUAUGAUCAUUAUAUAUAUUCUGAGUAAAAUUUAUAUCGCUAGACGAUAAGUGAGUAAUUCUGGUCAUUCAUAAAUGUACAUAUUAACGAAGAAAAAAGGAAAAAAAGAAACGAAACGAAGUAUACACGUUAACGGGCCAUGGGAACGAAAGUUAAUGGCCAAACGUCGCGGACUUAAUCCGCGAAAUUCACCGUAGAAAAGAGAAAAUAAGAAAAAUGAUGGUCUAUGCUGUGUAUAAAAAAAAACUAGAUAAUGAGACAUGAAAAAUGAAACCUAAAACCGCUUUAUACAAUACGCUCAGUUUACAAAAUAACAAAAGCCUUUCGCGCAUUUUGCGAAUUAUUUUAUCGCACGCCGUUAUUUGUAAAUGCCAUUGCUAAAAGUAUCUUUAUCUUUUCUCGAACUCACAAGUCGACUGACUAACUCUCGUUCGAACUCAAAACAAAAGUAAUUAUUGUAACUUGUAUGAUUGAGCCACUGGAUGUGAAUGUAAUACGAAACGAUACGGAAAUUAUCGGAAUAACUAAAACUCAUUUACAGGUUUUUUACGUUUGUACCGUAUUUAUAUGCUGUACGGCGAUGCACUCGAACACUACCGAAAUAAUAAUAAUAAUUAUUGUGUCAUAAAAAUAAAAUGUUAAACCAUA